AUGGAAGCUCAGAGAAAGGCCUCUUGUGAGGUCAGUUUGUCUCUUGGCUGCUUCUUGAAUUACCUCCAAGAAACAGAGCCAGACACACAUCUCUUGCUACUUUGCAUUGCAGCUGGUGCAGGAUAUCAUGUGGUAAACAAUAAGUUUCAGUCUCCUCUUGGGUUUCAUGAGUUAGACUUCCUACUGGAUACAAUGCAAACUGCACAAGAUAAAUACCAGGAACUCAAAAAUAUUUGCACCUACAGAGCUCAGGCAUUCCUAGUGCUCACAGGUCUUACAGCUACCAGUGGACUCACAGAUGUUUCGCCGGAGGAGAAAAUACAGCGUUUGGUAUUAAUAAGCCAUCACCUGGAUCAAUAUUUAUCAAAGGAAGUUGCACAUGUCCUCUCCAAAUCAGGAGCAGAUCAUGAUUGGAAAAACUUAGAGGAAGACUUGAGAUUGCUCAUUGAUGGUAAUUAUGAAGAUACCAUCUCCUCUUUGCAAAUAGAUGAGAUAGGAAAAAACUUGCAAAGCAAUUUCCCUAAAAAGAAACAAUCCUAUGAACCACAUGAUAAUAGAAAUACCAAAUGGGAAGUCAUAGAAGAUACAGCCUUUCUGAGAUUACUACAGAGUCUAGGAUUAAAACAUUACUACCCAAAAGGGAUGAGCAGAGCUAACUUCCAUCUGAUCAACAAGACUUCUGUAUACAACAGCCAUCCCAGAUCUGAAAGGGAGCUUCCCUUAUAUUUCCUUCAGACUAACUUCCAUGAUCAACAAGACUUCUGUACCCUUUUAAAAAUAAGUGUUGGUGACAUCAAGAAUUCCAUCCUCUCAGCUAUUGAUGAAUCCACAGCAAGAGCUAAAGAUAAAAGCAGCACUGUGUCUGGGUGGUUGGAUUUGUUUUGUGAUCACCUGGGGAGUAAACUGAACUUUCCACGAAAAGACUUGGUGAGCAUUGAACACCAGGAGAUUAAAGAUAUUGAGUUUCUCAAAGAAGCCAUGAGUGAAGCUUUGGAUCCUGCAAUGAUCACAGUAGAACAGGAGUGUUUGAGUAAGCCUGAAGAAGACAUGGUUCUUGAAAUCCAGAAAAUGCUCUUUGAACAUCUCUGUGGCUGCUGGAAACAGUGUCCCUUCUGUGGAGCAAUCUGUACAAACACAAUCCCUAACCAUGACGGAGACCACAGUGUUCCCUUCCACCGUCCUCAGGCUAUCAAAGGAGGCGGUUGGGUUAACACAGAUCACUUUGUCAUUGACUACUGUACUAGUUUGGUAACAAGUGAUUGUUAUUUUAUUUUGGAUUGUGAUCUUAAAACCCCAUAUAAGACCUAUCGACAGGCAGGAGGGGAAUAUGCCACAUGGAGCAUCACCCCAGACACAUACAAGCAGCCAUACUGGAAAUGGUUUGUCUGUCACUUCAGAUCAAACCUAGAAGAAAAAUACCAGAAAAAAUUUAUAGGUAGAGGUGAAAUCCCAGAUGCCUGGACCAAAAUCACAAAGGAAGAUGUGCUUGAUGACUUGGAAAAUCAAUAA
Myotis davidii is the source of this 1509-nucleotide messenger RNA. Its product is annotated as interferon-induced very large GTPase 1-like. The coding region runs from base 1 to 1509 and encodes 502 amino acids. The transcript has 2 exons. NCBI's taxonomy places the organism in Eukaryota, Metazoa, Chordata, Mammalia, Chiroptera, Vespertilionidae. The record is from RefSeq and is a predicted model, not a curated record.